Prunus persica (peach) is the source of this 2012-nucleotide messenger RNA. RefSeq names its product probable glucan 1,3-beta-glucosidase A. The transcript is spliced from 10 exons. Gene Ontology annotation, molecular function: actin filament binding; hydrolase activity, hydrolyzing O-glycosyl compounds. The coding region runs from base 179 to 1777 and encodes 532 amino acids. Gene Ontology annotation, biological process: establishment or maintenance of cell polarity; actin filament bundle assembly; cell migration. Gene Ontology annotation, cellular component: cytoplasm; actin cytoskeleton. The record is from RefSeq and is a predicted model, not a curated record. NCBI's taxonomy places the organism in Eukaryota, Viridiplantae, Streptophyta, Magnoliopsida, Rosales, Rosaceae.
CUUGUCUACAAAGUUGAAUUUGGUAUAUAAAUUGGGUGAUAAGGAAGGAACUACAACGAUUCUCCCAGGUGGGGUUUUGGGGGUUAAAAUAAGCUCUCUACUUUAUUGGGGUUUAUCUUUCGUUGCGGAUGGAUUCUAUAUUUGUGCUUUCUCGGUGCUUUUGAAGCCAGCAUUCUUCAUGGAACUUGUUCUUACCAAAUGGGUAUGCACAUUUCUACUUUGCUCUUGGCUCAUCUUCUCCGGAGUAUACUCAGUGGAGGGAUUGCAUGGGGACUCCAAAGUGAGAGGAGUGAACUUGGGAGGAUGGUUGGUUGUGGAAGGUUGGAUUAAGCCUUCACUUUUUGAUGGCAUUCCCAAUGGAGACAUGCUGGAUGGAACACAGGUACAACUGAAGUCAGUGACUUUGGAGAAGUAUGUCUCUGCAGAGAAUGGGGGAGGGAUGAACGUCUCGGUUAGUAGAGAUGUUGCAUCUUCAUGGGAAACCUUUACGUUAUGGAGAGUUUCUGAAUCAGAAUUUCAAUUCCGCACCUUGCAGGGCCAGUUUCUAACAUGCGAUGGCGAAGGUUGCUCUUUUUCUGCAACUGCAGAAUCACCUUCAACAUUAGAAACCUUUUACAUUGAAAAAUAUAACAAUGACAGAGUUCACAUCAAAACAAUGAGUGGUACGUAUUUGCAGGCUACAGUGGAAAAUCAGCUCAUCGCAGACUAUCCAGGGAAGCCAGGAUGGGAUGAUAAUGCAGCCACAUUUGAAAUGACCAUUGUUUCUAAUAAUUUGCAUGGAGAUUACCAGCUGGCAAAUGGAUAUGCACACAAUAAGGCCAAAGAGGUUCUUAAGAGACAUAGAAACAGUUUCAUCACUAUAGGAGAUUUCAAUUUUCUGUAUAAACAUGGAAUAAACACUGUGAGGAUUCCUGUUGGCUGGUGGAUUGCUUAUGAUCCUGAUCCUCCCGCACCAUUUAUUGGUGGAACUUUGGAAGCUCUAGAUAAUGCAUUCUCAUGGGCACAAGCCUAUAAUAUUAAGUGCAUAAUUGACCUUCAUGCGGCUCCUGGCUCCCAGAACGGGAUGGAACAUAGUGCUAGUAGAGAUGGUUCAUCAGACUGGCCUAAUCCAGAUUACAUUUCACAAACACUGCACGUUAUAGAUUUUCUAGCUUCCAGGUAUGCAAGACAUCCUGCUCUGCUGGGAAUUGAGCUUCUAAAUGAACCAUCUGCAGCUACAGUUCCGUUGGAUAUUUUAGUUUCAUAUUACAAUCAAGGCUAUCAAACUGUUCGGAAACACUCAUCAACAGCUUAUGUAAUAGUUUGCCAAAGAAUUGGCAAUGCAGAUCCAUCGGAAGUUUAUCAUGCUAACAUAGGCUCACGUAAUCUAGUGGUGGAUUUGCAUUAUUACAAUCUUUUUGAUAAUUUCUUUGUUAAUAUGAGCGCUGUGGAUAAUAUACAAUUCAUAUACAAGAGCAGGGAAACUCAAUUGGAGGCCCUGAACAGUGCAAAUGGUCCACUUGUUUUUAUUGGAGAGUGGGUGAAUGAGUGGAACGUGACAAGCGGCUCUCAGAAAGAUUAUCAAGAAUUUGGGAGGGUCCAGUUAGAGGUUUAUAAUGCUGCUUCCUUUGGAUGGGCUUACUGGACAUUGAAAAAUGACAGACCACACUGGGAUUUUGAAUGGAACAUUAGGAACAACUAUCUCCAAUUGGGUAAUUCACCCAAGAAACAGAAUGUUAACGGUUUAGUGUUGCUGGGCUUGAUGUAUGUGUUGUUCUGUCUGCAUCAUACUUUGUGACAAAUCAUACCUGAAAUACAUCACGGCUCACCACUUGGAGAGAAAUAUCUAAAUGCAGAUUCUCUUCGUUUCUGCUCAACCAUCACAUUCAUAUUUUUUCAUAUUGUUUUGCAAAAUUGCAGAUCCAAUAAAAUUGUGGAAGGACAGAAAAUGUCAAUGAUUCUGUAACAAAUUUGAGGCUAUAUGUAUUACACUCUUUGUCAAUGAUAUAUGAGAGAAUUUUCUUCCUAAUCUC